UCAGUCUAAUCACCAUCAGACUGACCGUUUUUGGCUUUCAAUCGGGCGUCACGGACCUUCACUUCGCAAUGACAAUGAAAGUGUGUGCUAUCUUAUGCUUAUUGCUGUGUAUAUCGGCAACAGAUGCAGCUUAUCGGCGCAUUUGCUACUUCACCAACUGGGCCCAAUACAGACCUGGACAAGGCAGUUUCAAACCAAGUAAUAUUGACCCAUCAUUCUGCUCCCACAUCCACUAUGCUUUUGCAAAAUUGACUGGUAAUUCAUUGGCUCCAACGGAGACCAGUGAUCUUUCUAUAAAUGGUGGAGAAGGAAUGUACCAACAAGUGAUUAAUUUCAAGAAAACUAACCCUGGUUUAAAGGUUAUUCUAACUGUAGGUGGAUAUAAUGUGGGUACUUCGCCUUUUUCUGCCAUAGCUUCUGCACCAGGAAACAGAAAGGCUUUUAUUUCACAGGCGAUCACUUAUCUCAGAAAACAUAAAUUCGAUGGAUUGGAUAUUGACUGGGAAUAUCCACAGUCAAAUGACAAAGCUAAUUUUGCUGAGUGGGUAAAGGAAUUACGAGCAGCAUUUGACAAAGAAGCAACAGAAACAGGGCAGACACCACUCAUUCUGACAUGUGCAGUAGCUGCUGGAAAAUCAAAAAUUGAUGCUGGAUAUGAUGUCCCAACUCUUGCUAAAAACAUGGAUUAUAUAACAAUCAUGUCGUAUGAUUUACAUGGUUAUUGGGACCACAAAGCUGGACAGAAUGCACCACUGUAUGCAGCUUCAUAUGCAACAGGAAAUGGCCGUCAACUAAAUGUGGAAUGGGUCAUGGACUACUAUGUUUCAGAAGGAGCACCAAAGGAAAAAUUAAAUGUGGGUUUGGCCACAUAUGGAAGAGGUUUCACUUUAUCCGAUGCUACAAAUUCUAAACCUGGAGCUCCAUCAAGUGGACCAUCACCUCCUGGCAAAUAUACUGGAGAGGAUGGAUUUUUGGCUUAUUAUGAAAUUUGUACAAUGAAGACAGAAAGCGACUAUCACUGGAUGGAUCAAGCUAAAGUACCCUACAUCGUCAAAGGCGGAACUUGGGUUGGUUAUGACAAUGUCGAGAGUUUGAAACUAAAGGUAGAAUGGCUGAAAACCAAAGGAUUUGGUGGAUUAGCUGUUUGGACCAUCUGCUUGGAUGAUUUCAACAAUAUUUGUCAAGGCGGAAAAUAUCCUCUCAUGAAAGCAAUUAAUCAAGAACUUGGGUCAUCUUCAUCAACAGGUGCGCCGGAUGUCGUAACCUCUGAACCUCCAGCUCAGACACAGACACCAACACCAGGAGACGGUGUGCCGGAUGUCGUAACCUCUGAACCUCCAGCUCAGACACAGACACCAACACCAGGAGACGGUGCGCCGGAUGUCGUAACCCCUGAACCUCCAGCUCAGACACAGUCACCGACACCAGGAGACGGUGCGCCGGAUGUUGUAACCCCUGAAUCUCCAGCUCAGACAGAGACACAGAAACCAGGAGACGGUGCGCCGGAUGUCGUAACCCCUGAACCUCCAGCUCAGACACAGUCACCGACACCAGGAGACGGGGCGUCGUCUAGUGCCAGUUGUGUGGGUAAGGCACCAGGAGGCCAUGCAAUCCCAGGAGACUGCAAAAACUAUAUGGUAUGCUCUAAUGGAAUAAAAUUUAUAUUUCCCUGUCCUCCGGGAACUUCUUUCAACGAGGCCAUUAAAGUCUGUGACUACUCUUCGAAAGUGCCCGGAUGUUGAAGUUUGUUUGCUAUUAAGAUACUAAAUGAAAAGAAAAAAUUAACGAAACUGAAUGUAACUG
Octopus sinensis (East Asian common octopus) is the source of this 1803-nucleotide messenger RNA. RefSeq names its product acidic mammalian chitinase. Bases 69 to 1742 code for a protein of 557 amino acids. Lineage: Eukaryota; Metazoa; Mollusca; Cephalopoda; Octopoda; Octopodidae. The transcript is spliced from 16 exons. The record is from RefSeq and is a predicted model, not a curated record. Gene Ontology annotation, biological process: chitin catabolic process; carbohydrate metabolic process. Gene Ontology annotation, cellular component: extracellular region. Gene Ontology annotation, molecular function: chitinase activity; chitin binding.